AAUACAAAUUAAGUUUCAUGGGGAUACAUCUAGAAUUUGUUUUUUGGGGAUAUAUAGAAUGAGCCAAUAGUUUGGGAGUGAAAAUGGGAAAAUAACUUGUCGAUCCAAAAAAUGUGAUAUGUGGGCUAUUUUGCAGAUGUAGGUGCUUUAUUUUGCACAUAUAGGGGGGGUACUGGAAGAAAAAAGAAGAAUGGUUGAUAUAUACAGCAUAUAGAGUUUGUAUAUAAUGUGUAAUUGCAAUCUAUUACUGAUAUGUCGUAUCAAUCAUGCUAUACGCUUGGUGUAUAUCAUUUAUUUGUAGGUCUUGCUUUUUAGAUAGAAUAGAGGUACAAUUGCAUUUAAAAUUACAACUAGACAGAAUAAUGUAUAUUCAAUCACUACUAAUUUCAGAGUUAUCGGUGUAUAGAGAAUGCAAUUAAUCAAUUACAAAAAUGAUCAAAACUGUAAUUAACGAAAAAAGAUUCGGCCAUGGCCGAAUAUUUGCUUUCAUAUCUAACCAAAAUUCUGUAAAAGUAUUUAAAUAGAAAUAUUAGUAUAAAGUAGUUAAAUAUUUCAAAAUUUUAAAUACCUUAUAAUAUGCUCAAUUGUGCGAUUAGGCACAUUCAUGGUAAAAAUAAAAAUCUAUGAAUUCUUUUUUCAAGAAAAUUUAUUGGGCCGUUAGCUUUAUUAAGUUGGGCUGUUAGCUUUAUUAAAUUUUGUGGCCCGUUAUCCUUAGUAUGUUUAGUAGUCAGUGUGUUGCCUUUGGGAAAGGCUAUCAAACAAUCUAACUCUUUUUUUCUCUCUCUAUGUUCCUUCUCCCACACGAUUCUUCUCUUCUUCUUCCUCUGUUCUCUUCUUCCAUCUCAGUCACAAACCACUGAGCAUAUCACAAAGCGUAACACUAUGGUUUCCCCAACAAGCUUAAGCAAAUCAGAAGAGAAAGAAACCCUAAACCCUAGAAACGUGUACCACAUCGGAGGACUCCAAGUGAGAUUCCCUUAUCAGCCGUACGGAACACAGCUAGCUUUCAUGAGCCGUGUCAUAUCUACCCUUGAUAGAGCCCAGAGAGACGGUAGAUGCCACGCGCUUCUCGAGUCCCCCACUGGCACUGGCAAAACUCUUUCAUUGCUCUGCUCGGUUCUCGCUUGGCAACAGAGCUAUGCAUCGCGCUUUCCUAAAGGAAACUCGGCUCAUAAAAGAAGUCAUUUCACACCUGACGUCACACGACCACCACCCUCAACAGAACCUAGCGAUGUGGUGGAAGUCGAAAAGCCUCCAAGAGUUCCUACCAUAUUCUAUGCUUCACGAACGCAUGCUCAGAUCACUCAAGUCAUUCGUGAGUAUCGCAAAACUGCUUACAGAGUGCCCAUGGCUGUAUUGGGUGCACGUAAACGUUCAUGCACCAACCGUCGUGUACAGGGGAAACCUAAUUUAGACGAGAUAUGCCGGUGUCUCAUAAAAGAUAGGAAUAAACCAAAAUGUCCCGAGUUCAGAGGCAAAGAUGAUAUUGUAGCUCACCCAUCACUUCAGCAAAAUGAAGUUCAUGAUAUUGAAGAUCUUGUCAAAAUUGGAUAUGCUGUUAGAGGUUAUACGUUUGGUUUUACAGUUCACAGCAAUAUGGAAGACAUUGCUCGUGAAGCAGGCAGCAUUGACUUGGGAGAAGAGACUCUUUUCAAAUUACAGAGUGAACUACAACUUCUAAGCCUGGCGAUCCCAAUGAUAUAUCAACCCGUGUGUGAUGCUAUAGACGGAUUGAUAAGCUGGAUUGGAAGCAGAAAGGACUCCCUAGCAAAACGUGAUCCUCAACACUAUUUCUCUAGCUGGACCGGAGACAAAGCUUUAAGGGAGCUAGAGGAAUCUAAUAUCACUCGAAAAGGCUUCCGGAACUUAUCGAACUGCUUCAUUGAGGCAAUCGAAAGAUCAAUGAAAGAAAUACCUCCUCAUUUGAGUGGGAUAUUUGUCUCCACACUACAAGAGUUGUUAGUUACACUUGGAUACUUCUUUUCAAGAGAUGGAAGUCACAGUCACACCCUAGAUUACGAACUGGGUUUACAACGCUUUAUUAAAAGAGGAGAUUCUUCUGGGAAGUGGACGCAUACUUUGAGUUUGUGGUGCAUGAAUCCAUCUGUUGUUUUCAAAGCUAUCGUUGAUCUUUCUUCAUCCAUUAUUUUAACAUCUGGGACUUUGUCACCAAUGGACUCUUUCUCAUCUGAACUUGGGAUGCAGUUUGGCGCUUGUUUGGAGGCUCCACAUGUGGUUGAUGCUAAUCAGCAGGUGUGGGCUGCUGGAAUCUUCAGUGGUCCUAAUAAUCAACCUCUAAAUGCAAGUUAUAAAACGAAUGAUGAACAUCCGUUCCAGGAUGCUCUAGGGAAAUCAUUGGAAGAGAUUUGCUCUAUUGUGCCAGGUGGCUCUCUCGUCUUCUUUCCAAGCUAUAAGCUUAUGGGAAAACUCUGUACCCGUUGGCGAGAAACUGGUCAAUGGUCUCGGCUCUGCUUGGAAAAAGACAUUUUUAUUGAGCCAAGCGGAGGAGCAACGGGGGAAUUUGAGAACGUCCUGAAGGGAUAUUAUGAUUGUAUAGGCGGAAAGAAGAGAUUCAUUGGAAGAAAUAGGAGAGCAGCAUUUCUUGCUGUAUGUAGAGGAAAGGUUUCUGAAGGGCUUGAUUUUAGUGAUGACAACGCCAGGGCUGUGAUAAUCGUUGGCAUUCCAUUUCCAAACUUGCAUGAUGUCCUAGUCGGACUAAAGAGAAGUUAUAAUGAUACGUACAAAUCAUCUAGAAACCUUCUUGGAGGGGGUGAAUGGUAUUGCCAACAAGCGUAUCGUGCUUUAAAUCAAGCAGCAGGGAGAUGUAUCAGGCAUAGGUUUGAUUAUGGUGCCAUCAUAUUUUUGGAUGAGAGAUACAGACAACAAAGGAACAGAGUGUCUAUUUCAAAGUGGCUAAGACAGUCUAUCAAACUGUAUGAUAAUUUUGAAGAAUCUAUGCAAGACUUGAAAUCAUUUUUUCCCAGAGCCAAGAAGCAUGUUGACAGUAAGAUGUUAAGCUACAAAGAAGUCAUCGACCUUGAGUGUGUGGUCCAAACUGAGCCUGAAACAUCUUUUUUGAUCAAUAGUGGUAGUUCAGCAUCCAGUCCAUUUUCUUGCUCCAGUGGUUUGACUCUAGAACGAGGGGGGCCACCGAGUGUUAGUUCCCAUGCUUUGAAGAGAAGAAAGUUUAUCAGCUCUGCAGCCGUUAUUGACCUUGAAAAAGAAAACAACCAUGACAUGAUCACAAGGAGAAUUGAGUUUGGAUCUGACAGCAGCACUGAAACAAGAGCUAGAGUGCAGAUAUCUUGUUUGCUCUGUAGAAGCCCUUUAGGCCACCCAGAUAAUAACGGCUCUUCAUAUCUAAAUUGCUUGGUGACUUGGUCGUCCAAGAAGUAUGUACUGACUCUCCUGAAAGAAACAUCAAGAUCUGAAAUGCCGACAAGCGUUUCAGUUAUCGUGACAGAUUGCUCCUCGGUUGACCAGAGACUCUGCACAAAAGAUGAGGGGAUUUGGUGCGAGGAAGAUGGAUGUGUUUUCAACACUAUCUUCUGCCCUUUCUGCAGUGUCCCAAACACGACGUGUCUCGGAGUGCAAAUCGUGGCUACUGAUUCAUCAAAUGUCCAGUUUCUCAGCAAAAUAUUGUUCUUUGCUGAUCAUCUAAAUGUCAUGGGUGAUGCUGCAAUCAAGGAAACGUUGUUGGAGCACCAAGGUACUUGCUAGAGAAGUGGAAGCUGUGAGAAGAAGAGAUUACACAUUGACAAAAAGUGUAAUUUAAUUUCGAACAGAUUACACAUUGACAAAUUUCUCUUUCUUUUUCGACAAGUGGAGCAGUAUGCUCAUACGUUGAGUUUGUGAAACGCCUGCAUUUGACGACUAAAAAAAAUAAAUGAAAUAAAAACAGAGUUGUAAAAAAAUUAAUUGGGCG
This is a messenger RNA of Brassica napus (rape), 3925 nucleotides long. Its product is annotated as Fanconi anemia group J protein homolog. Gene Ontology annotation, molecular function: DNA helicase activity; DNA binding; hydrolase activity, acting on acid anhydrides, in phosphorus-containing anhydrides. The record is from RefSeq and is a predicted model, not a curated record. Gene Ontology annotation, biological process: double-strand break repair involved in meiotic recombination; nucleotide-excision repair. Lineage: Eukaryota; Viridiplantae; Streptophyta; Magnoliopsida; Brassicales; Brassicaceae. The coding region runs from base 883 to 3720 and encodes 945 amino acids. The transcript is spliced from 23 exons. Gene Ontology annotation, cellular component: nucleus.